AAGCCUUGAAUAAUAUGAAUCAUUCUCCUUGGCCCCUCAAGCACCCUAUACUCAUUUCAUGAAGAAGAUGAAGGUAGGCCCCUUAGUUUGCCAAGAAGCUACACUCAAUCACUGAUUACUAUCUGCUAUACUAUAUGAAGGAAUUACACUUCCUUUUAGCGGAUUCAAGUGGGCACCAAGCCUUUAAAAAAGGGCUGCUCUUGGACUUUAAUGGUGGAGGAGCUUCGAAAUCUCAAGCAUGGGAGUGAGUAUAUAGACUUAUUCUCUUUUAAUAAUAUUCCUUCUUUAAUCUACUUAUUGUGUUUGAGGCCAUGAGUUCAAAGAAAUCAAUUCAGAAUCUGGGGGAAACCAUUCAUUCACUGCUGGGAUUUAAGUCACAUCUAACUUCAACUUGGGUGAAGUCAGUUUGUGAGAUAGUAAAGAAAUUACCAAGUGGGAACGAAAAGGAUGAUGAAUCAGCUGCAAAAGAAAUUUCCAAGAUAAAAGAAGAAAUGGCUGCCUUAACCCACUGCAUAAACCAAUCGAACAUACAGAGGGGGCAGUUGUUGCAUGAUUUGUUGGACUUGAAAGGGAACAUCCGUGUAUUUUGCCGAGUGCGACCAUUCACGUUGGAGGAAAGUAUAGGAGGAGGUAUAGGAGGUAUAGGAGCUGUAGUAGCUUUGGAUACAAGUAACCUCCUUUUAAAACUUGGUGAUAACAAAACUAAAAGAUACACAUUUGACAAUGUGUUCCAGGGUUCAUCCCAAGAUGGAAUUUUCUCUAAAGUUGAACCAGUCAUCAAGUCAGUCCUCGACGGUUACAAUGCCAGCAUUUUUGCUUACGGUCAAACAGGAACCGGGAAAACCUUCACAAUGGAAGGUACUUUGGAUUCCCCAGGAAUAGUGCCACGGACGAUCGAGACUUUGUUCAAGCAAGCACUGGAUAGUAACCAUACUUUCCUUAUCACUUUCAGUAUGCUUGAGAUUUAUUUAGGAAAUCUCAAAGACUUGCUUGUACCGCAAGCUACCAGGGCAACAGAUCCUUUGCCACCAUGCCUGUCAAUUCAAACAGAUCCAAAGGGAGGAAUUGGAAUUGAGAACCUGGUUUCCAUCCAAGUUAGCGACUUCAACCAAGCUUUGAAGCUGUAUAGAUUAGGAUGCCAACUCAGGUCAACUGCUUCAACAAAUUCAAACACAACUUCAAGUAGAUCCCACUGCAUGAUUCGCAUUUCGAUGACUUGCUUCGAUGCUCCUGAGAGGCGACGAGAAACGAAUAAAAUAUGGUUAGUUGACCUUGGAGGAAGUGAGCGAGUGGUGAAGACCAAGGCAUGGGGGAGAAGACUUGAUGAAGGAAAAGCCAUCAAUUUGUCUCUUUCUGCUCUUGGAGAUGUAAUACAUGCUCUUCAAAGGAAAAAAAGCCACAUACCAUACAGGAACAGCAAGCUGACACAAGUUCUUAAAGAUUCCCUAGGUGAAGAUUCAAAAACACUGAUGCUAGUACAUGUGAGUCCCAAAGAAGAAGAUCUUUGUGAAACAAUAUGUUCAUUAAAUUUUGCAGCAAGGGUGAAAAGUGUUCAAUUGGGGCAUGAGGAGUCCAAUGAAGUAAGAAACCAGAGGGAAGCUGCUAUGAAAAACCUGCAUCAAACGAUUAAAAAGAUUGAAGAUGAACGACGAUAUAUUAGAGGAAAGAUCCAAAUUUUGAACCACAAAUUAGAAGAACUGACAAGGAGAGGUCUACCUUUGGAACAGCAAGCAGAGGCUUGUGAUUUAUCAACUGAACUAGGGCCACCUUCCGAGCUUGACUUUACCAAGAACAGGACUGGAAAUGUCAGAUCACAGCUGCCUAGAUUUAUGAGAUCAACUAUUAGCAGUAGAACAAAAACUGGGAUGGAGCAUCAAACUUCACUUCAUUCAAGGAGAAGGAGAAGACCAUCAUCUCAGCGAGCCGGGUCAGUGAGUUUCCCAGUGAAGAAUCAUUCAGAGUGCAACUCUGACCGUAGCAUUUCAAGAUCUACAUGUGCAGUGGAAUUGAACAGGAAAACUAGUAUGGAAUUAGAUAAUGUCACAGUCUACAGCCAAGACACAUCUGAAUGUGAUACAAAAAUGGUUGUCACAAAUAGAAAAUCAAACAAAUGCAAGUCCACUAAAGUUUUAAAGGUUGAUCAAUGGCUUACCUUGCAUAAGGAUGAAGGUAGCAUUAGUGGUUCUGUUCCAAGGAAUAAAUGGGUUUCAGACAUUCCUCUCCCGGAGAAGAAACAUAGGUCAAAUAGAGUGAAAAAGACACAUAUAUUAUGCAAUGACAAGGUAUUUAAAAAGCAGAAGAAAGCUUCUUCGGUGGUAGCUGUUUCUCAAAGGGUGGAAGACAAACCACCAACACUAAAGGAUUUAUUUGCUGAGGAAUCUAAUUCUAGUUUCAUUUGUCCACCUCAACCAACAAUGUGCCUGUCAACAGGUCACCAACAAGACUCACUUGAUGGCUCUUUGAUAGAGUACGGUCAAGGUGGCAGUCUUUCUCCACCUGAUUCUUGCUGCGAUGGAUCAGUACACUUCAUUGAUAAUGAAGAUGAAUUCUAUGGAACACCCAUGGUUGAAGUAGUAGAAGACACUGAACACCGCCCCAACAGUUCCAUGAUGAAAAUUAGCAGUUAUCUGCUUUCUCCGGAUGAUAGCAUCAGCAACUCACAAGAAAUUUUUGGUGUUUCGGCCCAAGCAUUGGAGCCGGAACAGUACCACAAACAAGUGAUGGCAACUGAAGUAAACGGAAAGGAAGACAUGGAUGCCUCUUCUCAAUCCUCACCACAAGAGAUGAGACUAAAUCUGUGCAGACCGAAAUCUCAAAGAAGAUUGUUUAUAGACGACCUAAAACAAAAAGACCCGAGGAUGAUGACCCUCAUAAAAUCACAAGAGAUUUCAAAAAACCAAGGAGCAUGUUGUUUGGUUAAACAGAAAGUUGAGAAAUCAUGGGCCAUUGCACUUCUAGGAUUGGGAUUCCUCGACUUGGGGUUCAAUCAUGACUUCUUCUAUGGUCUAAUACGUUGAAGCAGCUGCAGUAAUGUUGAAGGAUGAGCUAAUAAUAGGAUGGAAUGUUUGCACAGAUCAUCAAUAUUCCCAUUUUUCCUUUUAAUAUGCUAAGGUUUAACAAAUUACUGUUAGGAUUUAGAUCCAUAAAUUAAAUAAAAUUUAUAGAUUUGAACUAGUAUUAUACA
Messenger RNA from Gossypium raimondii (Peruvian cotton), 3184 nucleotides. RefSeq names its product kinesin-like protein KIN-14T. The coding region runs from base 312 to 3017 and encodes 901 amino acids. The record is from RefSeq and is a predicted model, not a curated record. Gene Ontology annotation, biological process: microtubule-based movement. Gene Ontology annotation, molecular function: microtubule binding; microtubule motor activity; ATP binding. The transcript is spliced from 11 exons. NCBI's taxonomy places the organism in Eukaryota, Viridiplantae, Streptophyta, Magnoliopsida, Malvales, Malvaceae.